Messenger RNA from Gadus morhua (Atlantic cod), 2943 nucleotides. Its product is annotated as zinc finger BED domain-containing protein 4-like. The coding region runs from base 220 to 1812 and encodes 530 amino acids. NCBI's taxonomy places the organism in Eukaryota, Metazoa, Chordata, Actinopteri, Gadiformes, Gadidae. The record is from RefSeq and is a predicted model, not a curated record. The transcript has 3 exons.
UUGUUUUCGUCAGGCAAGACGAAAACGAAAAUGACGUCGUCAGACCCCUUUUUUCCAUGACGAAAAUGAGACUAAGACGAACGUCACCAAAGCCAUAUAAAGACUAAAAUGUGACGAAAAAUGUAGACAUUUUCGUCAGACGAGAACUAGACGAGACUAAAUUGUUAGUGAGUGGACGAACAAAGUUUCAAAACAUGCUUUUUUCCCGCCAACUAUAAUAUGCGCGCAAUGUCAAUCAAGAGCUCAGACGUCACGAGGCACACACACACACACACCAUGGCAGCAGCAGCAGUGGUGCCGGGUGCGGGUGGUCGUAAGAAGAGGGAUGAUUUAUGGUCCCACUUCAGAUACAGCCCACAGGCCAAUGCCACAGAAUGCCUUGUACGGGCAGUACGGGGACAGGGAGCCGAGUCGAACGACGGUCACGGAGACGAAGCCACGACCGUCACCACAACUUCAUGCUGCGGCUUCAAACUCGCAGGAAAAAAUACCACAAACCUCAAAAGGCACCUGAAGGCCAGCCAUCCUGCUAUUUUUGCGAAGAUCCCAGCGAGCAUAACCCCAAAGAAGAAACCAAGUGGAGUGCAGCAGCAGACCUCCUUAGAAAAGUCAUUUGCAGCGGCAACGAAAUAUGACGAGAACGAUCGGGAACAACUGAGAAAAGAAAUGGCAAUUGCUUUAUGGAUCGGUCGGACAGGGCUUCCUGCUUCCAUUGUGGAGGACGAAGAAUUCAUCCUCAUGAUUGAGAAGUUUGACAAGAGACUGACCAUCCCAAAAAGAACUAAAGUGAACAAUUUAAUUGAUAAAGUAUACCUUGAUGCCAAACUAAAAUUCAGAGAGCAGCUUGCCACAGCACAAAGGAUCACCAUUGGCCUGGACAUAUGGUCCAAGAAAGGCCUCACAGCCUCAUUUCUUGCCAUCAGUGCCUGCUACUAUUGCCCAGACGACAAAAAAGCAUGUCACAUAUUAUUAUCUCUGAUCCAGCUUACUCAUCCACACACGGCAGAGAGCAUAAAAACCUGUGUUGACCGGUGCACAGAAGACUGGGGUGUACCGCAAAACAAAAUACUGACAGCCAUAACGGACAACGGGAGCAACAUGGUAGCUGCAUUCAAACCUGUAGAGGAGGAGGAGAGUGAGAGCAGCAUGGAGGACGACUCCCUGGAGAGCGACAGUGAAGACCCUGUGCUGGCUACAGACGAACAGAGGUAUGGAGCGAUGGUGAGGACCCCCUGCGUCGUCCACACGCUACAGCUGGUGGUUGGCAUGAUAAAAAAAGAAACAAGUGUUAACAAACUUCUAGAUAAGGUCCGUUCACUGGUGAAGCUCUUCCGAAAAUCUUCCGUAGCAACUGAGAGGCUAUUGAAGGAGUGCAAAUUAACUCUGGUGAAGGACUGCCCCACUAGGUGGUCGAGCACCUACAUUAUGAUCAACCGGCUUCUUCAAGUAAAGGACUCGGUUGUGAAAGUUGCGGAUGGCAUGACGUGGGACUAUCUCCUACCAAGUGAAUGGCAAAAGCUGACCGCUGUGAAAGAAUUGCUCUCCCCCUUUGCUGAGCAUACACAGAUGCUGCAAAGCGACACACAGAGUCUGUCCCUUGUCAUUCCUGCCCUUCUUGACCUACAAGCUCACCUGUCUGACAUACUUGAUGAGCAGGGUCAUACUUUCAAGGACCUAGGGUCCUUGGCAGUAAAGAUGAGGGCCAACAUAGAGCUGCGAUUCGGCUGCUUUCUUGACAGCACGCACUCAAUUCUCACCCCUUGCUGCUGCUGCUUGCUUCCUCGAUCCAACAGAAUCACUCCUCACGAAUGAUGAUUUACAAAUUCAGGACAUUCUGAGAAAAGCGCAAGAGUACAUUGUUCAGUUGGUUCCACCAGUAGUUCGUGAGGAGGAGGCUGAGGAAUCGGAGAAGGGAGAAGGAGCAGCAGCCGAACCACUGAAAAAACGGUCAAGAUUUAAAUAUUUUUCCAAAACACACCGACCAUCCAAGUCUAGCCGGCCAAAACCGUGCGUCAGGCAUGAAAUGGAGAAGUAUAAGCAGGAACUGUCCCACUUAACUGAAGAAGAGUGCUCAAGUGCCCUUGAGUUUUGGAUUGCACAGCCGGAUCAUGCAUAUCCUCUCCUGAAACCCAUUGCCUUAGAUAUUAUAGCCAUGCCUGCCUCUCAAGCAUUUGCCGAGAGAGUGUUCAGUGUUACAGGUGACCUCAGUCGUGGUCGUCGCAACAGAGCCAGAGUCAUUUUAGAGAGAAGUGCUUUCCUCAAAUUGAACCGGUAGGCUACUGAGGCUACCUAGGCCCAGUUUAUACUGGCAGCUUAAAUCUGGCCUGAAUCAGAUCUGUGUCAGAUCUACAAGCUCCAAUGUUGUGAUGUGACCCAUGUGGAGCUUGUAUGUCUGAUCUGAUCUGCCGCAGAUCUGAUUCGGGCCAGAUUCAGGCCGCCAGUGUGAACCUAGUAGUGGCAAGUUACUUGACUUAGUUGACUUGUAUCAUUGAUUGUACAGAUUGUAUUGCGCUUCCAUGUUGAUUCUGUUUGGUUGCCUUAAAUAUUUGUAUUUGCAGAGCUGGUUGCCUUAAAAUUUCUGUUUUUAUGUAUGCAGAUCUUUGUUUUGUUUGAUCUUUACAUAUUUGGAAAUCCAUUCAUGGCCAUGUUGGGAUUUUAAUGUCUCUAUAACUUGACUUGUGGUUGUGAAACUUGUUUGUUAAGAGUAAGAUUACUGUUCCCCAACCCCUCAUAUUUUAGUAGAAUUGCACUAGGAGCCACAUUGUGUUACCCUCCUACUUCAAGUUCAUGUGAAGUCAAGUGAGCUUUAUUUUUGUUUAAUCAUAUUUUAUUGUGAUACAAUACUCAUUGUGUGCCAUUGUGUUGUCUGCAACAAAAUAAUAAAAGAAAAGGUAGAGAGAAAAAAGUCGAGAAAAAAAACAAAAACUCACCUUUUGAAAGUUA